CUGCCAAGUCUGUCACAAUAAAAGCCUCCAAUGCUAAUCAUCAUUGAAGACUUUUAUUUUGAAGAGCAACAUCCGGGAAUGGAAUGUUUUCAGCUGAAAGUUAACAACAAAGACGUCUCAUGAACAAUGAAAAUUGAGUUUUCUGAAAGCAACACAUCUGAGCAGCUGUCCAUGUCCAUGUAACCAAGUCGCUUCGACUCAACUACAAUUUCCCACAAAACGGGAGGCUAUAUAAAGGAGAGGAAUCGCUCAGGAUUGUGCAGAUGGUUCACAGCCAUGAUGCUUGCAGGUUUCGUCUUUCUGCUCCUUCUCACAGGUGGAAGUAGUGACAAUAGCACAAAGCCUCUGGAUGAUGCAGACCAGACAGAACAGGUGGAAGGUAGAAGUAGUGACAAUAGCACAGAGCCUCUGGAUGAUGCAGACCAGACAGAAGGGGUGGAAGAUGGAUCUUCAGAGUGCAUCGCCCGUCAUGUUGAUCUUCUAAAUCAUUUGAAUUUAACAAACAGAGUCAAGUUCUUAAUGGCCCGGCCGGUGAAAAACCACGGAGAUCCCGUAAGAGUGAACAUAAAAUUAGCAGAGGCAGUCAUUCUGGAUCUGCAAGAAAAGGAACAGAAAAUUAUCUCUUACGUUUGGAUUGAAAUGCUUUGGGGAAAUGAAUUCAUCGAAUGGGAGCCUGCUGAUUUUUGUGGAAUCCAUUUUCUUUAUGUUCCAACUGAACUACUGUGGAAGCCGCAUGUAUUCAUUACAGAGAUGACGGAAAAAGAUACUGCCUUCCAGACUCCUCAUCUCUUUGUAUUCCACACUGGUAAAGUGACACAAAUUAAUGCCGUGACGCUGGUCAGCACCUGCAGGAUGCAUUUUGACAAAUUUCCCUUCGACAUUCAGACCUGCAGCCUUUCCUUUGUACCAAUCAACGAUGCUAACACUGUGGUACUUGAACCAUAUGAGAUCGUAGAGCAAGGGGAUGCAACUAACAAAAUGAUACAGUUUGACUCUGAAUGGCAAAUCAUAAAUGUAACCUUUAAAAAAGGGGAUUCUCACAACGGCCGUGAAGGACUCAUUUACACAGUCACCGUACGGAGGCGUUCAGUCCUCCACGUUGUCAACUUCAUCCUGCCCAUCCUGUUCUUGUUGUGCUUGGACUUGGCCUCCUUCCUGAUCUCAGAAAGCGGUGGUGAGAAGCUCAGCUUCAAGGUCACCAUCCUGCUGGCUGUCACAGUGAUGCAGCUGAUUCUGAAUGACUUUCUGCCUUCAUCUUCAGACUCGAUUCCUCUCAUAGUGGUCUAUUGUAUGUGGACUUUUGGUAUGAUGAUGCUGAGCCUUUUUGAGACAAUUCUGGUGAUGUAUCUGAUGGAAAAAGACAAAGAGGCAGGGAAAGACCAAAGCCUGAAUGAAGACUAUAGGGACCGGCAAGGGAAAAUCUGCCUUUACUUUAGAGACAUUCAUAAACUGGCUGAUUGCGUUCGUGUCCGUGAUUCUCCCAGUAAAAUGCCAUCUGAACUACUGCCGAUGGAAAAAGAGGGCAGCAGCAGCCGGCUGACUGAGGAGUCCCAUGAAUCCAAAAAUCCAUCAGAUGAGCUGCUGAUGAAAAUGUUGGCUCUGCUGCUGAACAGCCAGAAGGAGGAAAGGAAGCCCGGCUACUGGACCAGAAUGACCACAACAAUCAACAGAAUUUACCUAAUCUUGUAUAUCAUUACUGCCUGUCUGUUUUUAGGAUGUCUGUUUACAGUGUGGUUCAGUGUUUAAAACUAUUCACAGCGUCAAUGAAGACAACAGUCAGUCCUAGAAAGGGAAAAAACUCUGGGCUUGUUAGGUUUUAACAACAGUUUCUGCAUCCUCAGUACUAUGAUCACACUAACUAACAAACUAAUUAACUAAGAAAAAGAAUAAAUGCUAUAUGGAGAUGCCUGUGAUGACAAAUAAUAUUGCAUCUCAGUUUGUUCAGAGAGGAUGUUCUGGUGAUUACCCAUUUUGACAUUUGCAGUUUUGGGAAGGUUUAGUCAGUCUGCAAACUACCAUUAAAUGAUCUUGAUUUCAUGCAUGAAAAAAAUAGUGAUAUAAUAUUAAGAAAGUAAUCUGCAUGUAUUAAAAGUAUCUGUGUCAUGACUUCAUGAUAUAAUCCAGUUUGAAUCAUUAUGAUUCAGGCUAACUGAUGAUGUUCAGUCAAGCUUCCACUUCCACAGACAGCUAACAGCUUUAACAACAGUAGACCAACAGAUGUUUAACCUGUUGUUAUGAAAGGUGUUUAAACACUCAUAGUCAGCAUGCUCAAGUCUGAAGUAGCUGGUGAUAUGGACCCUUUACAGUUUGCCUACUAAGGAUGUAAUCAUCAGUGCAACUAACCUCAUUAGCAAGCACCUUGACUAUACCAAGGCCUAUGCCUGUGUUUUAUUUAUUGAUUUGAGUUCUGCUUUUAAUACAAUUCAACCACACCUACUUGUCCAAAAGCUAGUUGAUAUGGGAGUAAAUUCUCUUAUGAUAAAAUGGUUUUACUACUUUUUAUAACAUGGUCUUGGUUAAUACUCGAUUCUGAUUGGCUCUGGAAAUUCCACUGGUGUCCAUUAACUUCUGACACGACACCUGUGGAACUUCUCAAGUACUUCCUGUCAAAAAGUCUUUACACUGUUCCAAAUUAAUGCCCAGCAGCCGUUAGAUGAUAGGAGUAACCAUGGCAACCUGACGCAGUCAAACUUUCUGAGCAGGGAGAACAGAACUACCAGCCUGAGGAACCUGCGGGCCGGCAUCAAUCGUCACUUAACUGAUGUAAAUGAAAUGACAGACUCCAGGUUAAAGAUGCUCUUAUCUCCUGAGUUCGGUGUACGUCUUGUUCCCAGGCUCACCUUUAAACUGAGAGCUGAGUGUCGUGAAAAACUCACUUCCCUCUUGUUUUAGCUUCUAUAAACUGUUGUCAUUAGAUUUAAAUAACGUAAAACAAAAGAAAAGAAGCCAUUAUUUCUUUGUAGAGCCAAAGGAAACGCUUCUGAUAAACUGGCAUGAUAAUGUCCAGUAAAUACUGACAUCUCUAAUGGACAGUCAGCACCUGCAGUACGUGUACAGCUUCGUUUCACGACUGUGACCUCGUAGUGCAGAAGGGGGAAUUAUUCUGCGUUCCAUUUACCUCUGAGGUCCUAAGUCGGAGCUGGGAAUGAUGCCACAUUUGUCUGCAAAAACAGAUUUCCCAGUUGUUUGCGUUCCAUUUGUCAUAACCACGACGAGUUGGGGAAAAAAUGAGUGUCUUUGGUUGGAUGGAGAGCAACUCUUUAAUGUACAAACCAGCUCCAAAGAUCAGACAAUGGAAAUAGAAAUUUUGAAAAGCUUGAUAUUUUGAAUUUACCUAAGUUGUUUGAUAAAUAUUAUAUCCGUAAGUGUAAAUGGACUCAAAAGUUACCAAAGAUACAACAAUUUAAAAUGGAAAAAGAAUAUCAUAUGAGCUCACUACAUGGAAUGAAACACAAAAAACAAUGAAAACUAUGGACAUUUGUGAAUCCCUAAAUGUGUUUAUUUAAUUUCUGUGUACCCCAUGAAUAUAUGUAUAUGGUUUAUUUAUUCGUAUAUAAACAGGUUAAUCAUUUAAAUAAUGUUUGUGAGUAUGCAUGUAUGUGCUUCACAUAAAUCAAUAAAAAAAUA
Cheilinus undulatus (humphead wrasse) is the source of this 3627-nucleotide messenger RNA. RefSeq names its product 5-hydroxytryptamine receptor 3A-like. Gene Ontology annotation, cellular component: neuron projection; synapse; membrane. Gene Ontology annotation, molecular function: transmembrane signaling receptor activity; neurotransmitter receptor activity; extracellular ligand-gated monoatomic ion channel activity. The record is from RefSeq and is a predicted model, not a curated record. Bases 277 to 1746 code for a protein of 489 amino acids. Lineage: Eukaryota; Metazoa; Chordata; Actinopteri; Labriformes; Labridae. The transcript is spliced from 14 exons. Gene Ontology annotation, biological process: chemical synaptic transmission; regulation of membrane potential; nervous system process.